Messenger RNA from Dromaius novaehollandiae (emu), 8159 nucleotides. It is a transcript of the gene CACNA2D1, whose product is annotated as calcium voltage-gated channel auxiliary subunit alpha2delta 1. The record is from RefSeq and is a predicted model, not a curated record. Bases 430 to 3693 code for a protein of 1087 amino acids. Gene Ontology annotation, molecular function: voltage-gated calcium channel activity. Lineage: Eukaryota; Metazoa; Chordata; Aves; Casuariiformes; Dromaiidae. The transcript has 39 exons. Gene Ontology annotation, cellular component: L-type voltage-gated calcium channel complex.
AGCCCCCACCCCCCUCUCUCCCUCCUCCCCGCCCUUCUCCUCCUCUUUCCCGUCUGCAAUCAGGGAAUAAAUCAGGGGAGGACACACGCGCGGAGCGGGCGCGGAUCCGUUACAAAAGUCGCGCUGAUGGCGGCGGAUCGGAUGGAGCCGGAGCUGCCGCGGGAGUAGCGCAGAGUCGAGUCGCUCCCUCGCUCGCUUCUCCGCUUCCCCCUCUCCACCCACAGAUCUCCAUCGUUCCUCCUCCUCCUCCUCCUCCUCCCCACCCCGAGCCGCGCUGCCUCUCCGCGCACCGCCGCGCCUGCGAGGGGGUGGGGGGUGGGCUGGGGGAGGCUUUAAAAACCGCCGGCCCCCCCACCCCCGGCAGUAAUUUAAUUGAGCGUUAUUAUUCUCGCCGGCUCGCGAAGGGGGAAUCGAUCUUCGAUCGGGAAGAUGGCUGCUGGCUGGCUGCUGGUCUUCAGCCUGACACUUUUCCAGUCCCUGGUGAUGAACCGCUCCUCGGAAGGACCCUUCCCUUCCGCCACCACGAUAAAGUCAUGGGUAGAUAAGAUGCAAGAAGACCUUGUAACGUUGGCACGAACGGCAAGUGGAGUGGACCAGCUUGCUGCGAUCUAUUUGAAAAAUAGAGAUUUGUAUACUGUAGAAGCCAACAAUCCUCGUCAGCUAGUGGAAAUAGCAGCCAGAGACAUUGAAAAACUGCUGAGUAACAGAUCUAAAGCCUUGGUGCGCCUUGCUAAAGAAGCAGAGAAAUAUCAAGCAUCACAUCAGUGGAGGGAUGAGUUUGGGAAUAACGAUAUAAUCUACUACAACGCAAAAGAUGAUCAGAGCGAUCCUGAAAAGAAUGAUACUGAAUCUGGCAGCCAGAGAAUCAGACCAAUAUUUGAAGAGGAUCCUGUUUUCCGCCGGCAAACUUCUUACCAACAUGCAGCAGUCCACAUACCAACAGAUAUUUAUGAAGGCUCGACGAUAGUAUUAAAUGAACUCAACUGGACAGCAGCCUUGGAUGAUGUGUUCAAGAGGAACAGAGAAGAAGACCCCACCUUGCUAUGGCAGGUUUUUGGUAGUGCAACUGGCCUCGCCAGGUAUUAUCCAGCUUCUCCAUGGGUAGAUAAAAGUCGAACUCCAAACAAAAUAGACCUGUAUGAUGUUCGCAGAAGACCAUGGUAUAUCCAAGGAGCUGCCUCUCCCAAAGACAUGCUUAUUUUAGUUGAUGCGAGUGGGAGUGUCAGUGGAUUGACACUGAAGCUGAUCCGCACCUCUGUCAUUGAGAUGUUAGAGACCUUGUCUGAUGAUGACUUUGUGAAUGUAGUUUCAUUUAACAAUAACGCGCAGAACGUGAGUUGCUUUAAUCAUCUUGUCCAAGCUAACGUGAGGAACAAGAAGAAGCUGAAAGAAGCAGUGUAUAAAAUCUCUGCUAAAGGAAUUACUGAUUAUAAGAAAGGCUUUAGCUAUGCUUUCGAACAGCUGCUAAAUCACAGUGUCUCUAGAGCUAACUGCAAUAAGAUUAUCAUGUUGUUUACGGAUGGUGGUGAAGAAAGAGCACAAGAAAUUUUCCACAAAUAUAAUGAAGACAAAAAAGUACGUGUGUUCACAUUUUCUGUUGGUCAACAUAAUUAUGACAAAGGACCCAUACAGUGGAUGGCCUGUGAAAAUAAAGGUUAUUAUUAUGAAAUUCCUUCUAUUGGAGCAAUAAGAAUAAACACCCAGGAAUAUCUGGAUGUUUUGGGAAGACCAAUGGUUUUAGCUGGAGAGAAAGCCAAACAGGUCCAGUGGACAAAUGUCUAUCUGGAUGCUCUGGAGCUGGGCCUUGUGAUCACUGGAACUCUGCCUGUCUUCAAUCUAACGAGAGAACAAAAUGGGAAAAUAAAUCAGCUGAUUCUUGGAGUAAUGGGGGUUGAUGUCUCUCUGGAGGAUAUUAAAAAACUGACACCCCGAUUUACGCUUUGCCCAAAUGGAUACUAUUUUGCAAUUGACCCUAAUGGGUAUGUGCUACUUCAUCCCAAUCUCCAACCAAAGAACCCUAAAUCCCAGGAGCCUGUUACGCUGGAUUUUCUAGAUGCUGAGUUGGAAAAUGAUAUUAAAGUUGAGAUUCGGAAAAAAAUGAUAGAUGGAGAAAGUGGAGAAAAAACAUUUGAAACAUUGGUCAAGUCACAAGAUGAGAGAUAUAUUGAUAAAGGAAACAGAACAUAUACAUGGACUGCUGUGAAUGGCACUGAUUACAGUUUGGCAUUGGUAUUGCCAUCAUACAGCUUUUAUUAUAUUAAAGCCAAAAUAGAAGAACCAAUAACUCAAGCCAGAUUGGCAAUCAAAAAGGACUCGGAAACACUGAAGCUUGAUCAUUUUGAUGAAGCUGGCUAUACGUUUAUAGCACCAAGAGAAUACUGUAAUGAUGUAAAAAAAUCAGAAAACAAUACUGAAUUUCUAUUAAAUUUCAAUGAAUUUAUUGAUAGAAAUACUCCAAGCAGUCCUUCAUGUAAUACUGAUAUGGUCAUUAGAGUUUUGCUGGAUGCAGGAUUUACAAAUGACCUUGCCCAAAAUUAUUGGAGUAAGCUGUCAUUUGAUGGAGUUGUUGCACAAUUUGUUGUUACGGAUGGUGGAAUUACUAGAGUGUUCCCCAAAAGGGCAGGAGAAGAUUGGUUGGAAAAUGCUGAAACUUAUGAAGUCAGCUUCUAUAAACGGAGCUUAGAUAAUGACAACUAUAUUUUCACAGCUCCAUACUACAACAAAAGUGGUGCUAAUAGCUAUGAAACAGGGAUUAUGGUAAGCAAGGCUGUGGAGAUAACAAUUAAUGGGAAACUUCUGAAACCUGCAGUUGUUGGAAUAAAAAUUGAUGCAACCAGCUGGAUGGAAAAUUUCACAAAAACCACAAUCAAAAGCCUGUGCAACAGUGAAAUCUGUGGCUGUGAAAGAAACAGUAUGCACGUGGACUGUGUUAUCCUUGAUGAUGGUGGAUUUCUUCUGAUGUCAAAUAGAGAUGAAUAUACCCAACAGAUUGGAAGAUUCUUUGGAGAAAUUGACCCUGGCCUGAUGCGAAACCUGAUUAACAUGUCCUUAUAUGCCUUUAACAAGUCUUACGACUAUCAGUCUGUCUGUGAUCCAGAAGAAGAACCCAAACAAGGAGCUGGACUUCGUUCUGCUUAUGUGCCUACAAUAACAGAUAUUUUGCAUUUAGGAUGGUGGGCUUCAGCAGCUGCCUGGUCUAUCUUACAGCAGCUGUUUUUGAGCCUGACUUUUCCACGUUUCCUUGAGGCAGCUGAUAUGGAAGAUGAUGAUUUUGGUGCUGCCCUGCCUAAAACAAGCUGCAUCACUGAGCAAACUCAGUAUUUCUUUGAAAAUGAUGAUAAAUCUUUUGGUGGCAUUGUAGACUGUAUAAACUGCUCCAGACUUUACCAUGCAGAGAAGAUUUCAAACACCAAUCUAGUAUUCAUUAUUAGUGACAGCCAACUGCUGUGCCGCUCCUGUGACCCAAAGCCACUGAUGCAAGCAGAGAAGCCGGAUGAAGGGCCAAAUCCUUGUGAAAUGGUUAAACAACCUAGAUACAGAAAAGGGCCUGAUGUCUGUUUUGAUGAAGCCAAACAGGAAGAUUCAGCUGACUGCGGUGGUGUCUCUGGUCUGAGUCCAUCACUGUGGUCGAUGGUAGGAAUUCAGUUUGUCCUACUUUGGCUGUUAUCUGGCAGCAGACACUCCCAGUUAUGACCUUGCUAAACCAAAACCUGCAUAACUUAAUGAAGACCUGGACAAAAUGAUAGCCUCAAUUUCAUUUUAAAAGGGUCAGCUAUUCAGACAGCAGAAGAACAGCAAUGCUUGUGUCUGGUUAUCACUCUUUGUGAGACUCAUAAAGGCACCCACAGUGGCUGCAUGUUGGAGUGUCAGAUCCUUAAAUUUGUGUGAAUGCUGCAUCAUCUAUGCCAUCUGAACAGAAUUCUGUACGUGCUUCAUUGGGGAAUCUCAGAUUUUUGUUUGUUUGCUGGUGUAAUAUUGAUGACUUCAUGUAAAAGGGCUCCCCUUAAAAUAGCUUAUAUAUAUAAUUUUCAUUUAUUUUAAUCUUUGGAUUUUCUUGAAGAUCUUAUAUUCUUUUACAUGAACAUUUGUUUUAUAUAUAUAUAUAUAUAUUAAAAAAAAAAAAGUACUGCCCCGAUAUACUUUACUAGUACCAUGAUGGCUGCUUUGAACAUCAGUUUUGUCCAAAUCAGUUAAGUGAAAUGAAAAUAUUGCCUAGUCUUCAUCAGAAGUUUAUCAGCAUUGACAUGCUUUAUGAUGAGUGGUUUAUUUUCCAAAAUUAAUCACAACGGGUAGCCAGCCAAGUUUGGUAAGUUCAUAAAUUGUUGGUUAAAAAAAAAAGAAAGGGAGAAAUUACUGUAUUUAGAAAUAUAAAGGUGCUUGAGAGCUUAACUGAAAAGCGAUUUUGUUCUUGAACUUUGUCAUCUAUCAGAAAAAUGUUAAUUUCAAUGUAAUAAUCACCUUCUCUUCACAAUGCAGUUAUAUAUAAUGCUAGUCAAAGCCUUCAAAUGCUCAGACAAAAUGCUUGUGAAUAAAAAAAAAAGUCUUUGUGAUUAUUGAACGUUGGUUUCCAAGGGUAUUUUGCAUGAUGAUGAUGAUGCUACGUUAUUGUUUUUCAGUUUGUUUUCUUUGAUGGUAGAGUAUAGUCCAUUGAAAAGGUAACUGAGUGAUUCUUUUGUUGUGUGAGAAACUGAUCAUUGCAAUGUGUUGCAAUCAAAUCAUAUUAAAUUAUAUUAUUAAACAGAGCUCUGAAUAUACUGUGCAAUGAAAAACCUAAGAAAAUAGGGAAAAUUUAGCUAUCGUAGCAAAAGGGUUGAGGUGAAUUUUUUACAAAAUAGCGCUCUCAUAUGAAAAUCUGUGUACAGAUAUUUUCAGUAUAUAAAAAUCAGAUUUGACACAUUUAUUUUUGAAGUUAUAUGUUCUGUAAGGUUCAUAUCAGGUUCCCCCUUUGUUUCCUUUAUAUAAAAACAUCUAUAAUGUUAAAACUUUUUCUGUUGCUGUAUAUUGUUGGAAAUAGCAAAUUUAACAGAGCCAAUCACCUGGUUGCUAGAAUUAGAACAAGAUCUAAACAAAUGGGGAGCCUUGAAUCUCUAUGUAUGCACAUUGAUACUUGAUUGUGAAUAAUAAUUUUAAAAGUUGUUUUUAUACAACCUCAUUGGUGAUACAGAUUGGUGCAGUAAAUUGCAAUAUGACAGUGUAGCAUAGUGUUGAUGCAGAAUAUGAUUUGCGCUUUUUUCUAGUUUUCAGAACUAAACAGUAUUGCAAGACAGCUAAACCAAUGAAUGUGCAACUCUGCUGAUAUUGUACAAUUUUGCUAACAACUGCAAUAUGCAAAUAUUAACAUGGCACAAUACACUAGCUCUUUAAAAAAGUAAGAAAAUGCAAAGCAUUGGUAUGUAUAUGCUGGCAACUGAUAUCAUUUUGAUCUUGUCAAAAGCUUAAAGAAAUAAUCGGGCAUGCAUUAAUAUCCAAUGAAAACUGAAGAAGCUACUCAAAGCCAUGGCAUGGCUUGAAAGAUCAAAUGUCUACUAUAGCUGUACCCAUGGUUGGGUCAUUAUUUUUCUCAUAUACCUUGGUUCCAGCUAUGUAUUUUCUCAUGUUCGGGACUACAGUAAGAUAAAGCAGUAAAAAAGCCCCACAGAUCUUUCUUUGGGGGGUGGAGGGGAUCAAAUUUAGCUUUUUAAAAUUAUCUCAAGUCAUGGGAUUAAAAGUACAAUUGACUGUGUUGGAUGACUCCAGGGCUUCCUUCAGAAAAGCAAGUUAAUUUGAGUAACAGAGGUGAAGAUAAUCUUGGAGCUCUUCCUUCCAGUCACAUUACUAUACCUCUCUUCACCCCAUCGCCGAUACCACCUGAUAAAACAAUUAGUCUGAGUCUCUCUAAUGCUGAGGCAGUAUCCUAGUGUUUUCUUUAAUAUCCUCAGCUGAAUUCCUAUGGGGAAAGCAAGUUUUAUAGGAUUAGGCCAAUACUUACUACACUCAUAGCUCUUACUCUAAGAUUACUUAAACUAUGUAUUAGUUUGGAUUUUGCUCUUUUAAUUACUCGGAAGCUUGUAGGAAUAUUAGUAUGUUAUAGUUUUUCACUUAGCUUCCCAAAAGAAACCCUUCGUGGAAAAGUAGCAUUACUUACAUUUCAGAAGAAUUUGCUCACAGGGGUGAGCCCCAUCCUGAGUUACUUCAUGAAGAUCUGGUUAGAGUUUGGAGGCAUAAAGAAAGCUGGCGCAAGGCCGUGCUGCUCCAGAAGACAGCUGGGGCUUUGGUGUUCACCCCAUGUCCUUCUGGAGCACUCAGGCAAGGCAGGAGGGAGAAUCUUUGUUCCUCUCCUGCUCCCUCCUCUAAUACCUGAAGAACUAUGUUUCUGUAUACACACCCUAGUUUUCUACCAAUAAAACCUGUCUGUUGCGAUAAAAAGCUCAGGAUUUGGCCCUCCUGGGGGGUUUAGUACUGUGCCCAUAAAAUUCAGUACUUUCAAUACAAAAGAAAUGAAGUUUUGACUUCUGUUUUCAGAAAACUAAUCGUAUUGUAGCCAAAUGAUAUCUAAAAGUUCCAGAUUUCUUAAAAUGCCCUCCCUGUGUACCUACAAAACACAACACACCAGAAGGCAAAGGCAAUGUGAACAUUAGCUAUGUCAAAAAGACCAGUCUGUUAGAAAUAACUUCUGGGAGCAGAUCCGUAUUCUUAUGCAGAAGAGCGCUCUUACUCUCGUGUAAUGCAUAGUAGUCAUCUUCUCUUGUUUGUUAGAGAAGAAACUUGAUCCUGGGCUUUCAGUUUGGACAUUUUCAAAUUACAAUAUGCUAUAAUUAAAAAAAAAGAAAUCACAUAAUAAGCUAUGCUGAUAUUUGCUUAGAACCUUUAAAUAGCAUUAAGGGAUAAAUUGUUUCAACUGUUUUAGUUUACGCAGCUUUUAGUACGCCUGACAAAUAACCACCAUGAAGGCUGUGACAGCCUGGUACUAUACAACACAUGGUCUUAGGACUUAACAUGAAAGGUUUCUUUCUGAUUUUUUCAUUUAAACAACCAGCAUUACUGCCAAAACACUGACCGUGGUCCAUAUUUGUAACAGGUUUUUAACAUGACAUAGCAGGUUUGAUUGACAAGAUUUUUAGGUCCUGUACCUUUGAGACUUUAGUAUGAUCUUUUUUCAUGUUUCUAAUGCUUGAGGCUUUACUGCUUAACUUGACAAAAAACAGUGUUGCUGCCAUUUGUAAGUUUUCUUAUAACGUUCCUUUUACUAACGUAAAAAACUGGCCUUACUGGGUUCAAAUAGGCAGUAUCCCUUUUAAGUGACCUUUGCAACCCAAGUGUUACUUGCUGUGGUUGAGAGUUUUUCAGUACCAUUUAAAAGACAUUGAGACCUUUUGUUCCCAUUAACACCGAAGCUCAGAGAGCGUACUUACUAUGUCUUAAUUUCAAAACGCAACCUCAAUCCCGCUGCUUCUAAAAUUCAGAUCCUGGUUAUCAAGAAGUGUGUGAAUGCCUACAAGGCACUGCAAAGCUCUGCGAUGUUUUCUGAAUGUCUGCUGAAGGCGGAUUAUUAAUAACUCCUUUCUUAGUAAAAAUUUUCCCCAGCUUCAUUGGACGUUCAAGCCUUUAACAAAGGCCAACCUUUUCUUUUUUUUCUUCUUCAUACCACAAUGUUAAUAUUGUUAAUAUUCAUUGUACACUACUGUAAAAAGAGUAAAACAAAGUGUCUGCAAACAAUUCAAGAGUUUUGAAAAGUUAGCCUGGCCCUCGUCCCAGCUACUCGCAUCCGUGCUGUUUAUGGUUUAAAAGAAAAAUAGCGUCUUGGAGAAAUCGUUUCGCUGAGGCUAAAGAGAUACUGUCUUGUUCAGAUGCCAUGAAAUUGCGGUUGUGACAACGCUGUCCUCUCUCCUCGUGUCGUAUGGAACGUCUGGGUCAUGCUUUUGGGGUGUUUUUAUUGAAAUGCUCGGUGUGCGCUCCUGCAGAAGAGGCUUGGCUUGCUCUCAUGAGGCAGGCGGGUCUUUCUCCCUUUUCUUGUGUUCUCUUGACACUUUUGUGGAACUUGACAAGCCUGGAAAAAAACAAUUUUUUUGUAAAAAUUUGUACAAUAAUGUUAUAAAAAAUUUAUAAUCCUCAAACUGUUGUGUAAUUCUUGUGCAAAAACAGUAUAUUCAGAAUAAAAGUUUAUCAUUGAAAAUCAAUAA